AUCUGAGGUAUCUGUUUUGAUUCACUUUACGUAAUGUUAUUUCUAUACAAAUUGGAUUUGUUCUUCAUAAUCGAUCUGUUACUUUGCUUAUGGCAGGAUUGUAAUGAUGGAGAAGAUUAAAGAACAUUUUUACUACAUUAUUCGCAGAGAAUGCCUUGAUCAUGGCUCGUACAAAGGCAUCAGAAAUGGAGCAGGAUAGUGCUGAAGAGAACACUCCCUCAGGCAAGAACAAGAAGACUCAGCAGAGGAAGAGAAAAAGUCUAUCCCAGACACUGGACAUGGCAAAGAAAAAGAAAAUGAAUCAGGAGGAGUCGGACAGUGAGGAAUUAUCUGAGGACUCUAUCACCGAAGGCAAAACUCAGUUUCAUAAAGGGACCACCUGGCCGCUGGAUGCCACUUUAGAGAUUCUGGUAAACUAUGAAGGAGUAAAGGAAGUUCGCACAGUCAAACCACAGUUCUUUCCCCUUGUGUAUCACCUGACUCGUGGAGAACCAGAAAAGAUUGCCAAAGCCAUUUCAUUUGUAGCAUCUGUUGACGAUCUCCUGAAGAAAAGGUACAGAUUUCAAAAGGAGCAUAAACCAGCAAAUGAUAGAACAGUAACUUCAGUGGAGAAACUUACUGCAGCGAACUCCAAAUCUACUUCCCCAGACAUAUUAAAGAUAAUCCCUCAUUAUGGAUUCCGAGAUAAGAAAGGCAAAUGGCUACCAAAGAAAAAGUGGAAAUCUGCUGAAAUACUUAAAAACAAGGGGAAGCUACGAAAACUGGUAACUCAGAUGCCGAGUGACAGAGCUCACAUGUUGUCUGUCAACAAUUUAAGCAUUGUUGAAAACACGAGGAAGCAGAGAAUUACAGUACUCAAUGAUGCCAAAUCAGCUAUUCAGAGUGUUUUAUCCCAAGUGUCCAUGAAACGCCAGCAGUAUGCUAAGCUACUCGUCUGGAUGCAAACUUUAGAAAUGAAAUCUCACGUAAAGCCGAGGCCAUCCAAAACAUCUGUGACUACCAGAGACAAACGUGAGAAUAAGAGGGAAGUUAGUGUAAAGAAAGACGAGUCUAAAGCAGGAUUAAGCCGCCACACCUCCGCUUCAUCUUCCAACAAAACACUGUACGGAAUAGAAGAGAGUGCCAUCAUUGAGGGCAAACGUCUGAGAUCCAAGCCAGAUUUUAUGCCUUACAUUCCACCCAAACCACAAUCGAGAAAAAAGCCUGCAGAAGUGAAUCAAAAAAUUAAACCAGAAAAUGUUGAUUCUGGAUCAACAAAACAUUGUGUUCAACAGCCUGGGACAUCAAAAACUGUAAGACAAAAUGUAGUGUCAUCCAAUGGUUUAAGGUUCUUGUUUAAAGGCCAGAAGUUUUCUCCAGGAAGCAAAGGUCUUUUAAACAGGAGUGAGGAUUCACAAAGUAAGAGCGAAUCGGAGUACUCAGAUGGAGAAAGUGAUGUGUCUUCCACAGCUAAUGAACAAACACCAGCAGGGAGAAAAAGAGAAUCAGGAUCUUCGCAGCCAACAAAGAAUUGUUCUAAAUCAAUUGUAGGUCCUAAUUCGAGCAAGAAAGUUUCAAAGGCAAAGUCUCACAAAAAUGUUUCGAGGGAAUAUUUAUCGACCUCAAGCACAGACGAGUAUUCCGAUGAUGAAGUUGUCAUCAAUGCAGAAGAUGGUAGGACUGCCAGUGCGUGCUCCCCACGAGUUAACACGCCAGUAGUCGUGCUCAGUAAACUACCAUCAUCUUUACCACAAUCAAACCAUCCACCAAAAAUUAUACGCUUUGCUCAUCGAAAGCGAAUGGAAGCAAAAAAUGAGCAUAAUCAAGCAACGAGUACAAAAGGUAAUCAGCGUCCCAAUUUGAAAGAAGGAUCUUUUAAUGGAAAUGUGGAUACAUCGAAAAGAAAAACAGAGGAGGAGCACGACUCCCAUAAAAAAUCGUUGAGUAAGAAAAAUAGUGAUCAGUUGGUGAUCGAUGUGGAAAAGUUUCCAGAUAAUGAGCUGGAAGAUGGAGAAAUUGAAGAGGAAAGUGGAAUAAUGACUCUGCAGAAAGAGGGUGAUGUUGAAAUGAGUGAUGGACUGGAUGAUGUGAUUAUUGAAGAUGAUGUGGAGGAAAGUGGUGAGUUUCCUCCCCCAUUAGUUCAUAUCGAAAACCUUGAGGGUGAGGACAGUUUGAAGACUGAGGCUGAGUACUCGAGAAUUGAUGACCCAGAGGUUUGCGAGACAGGGAAAGAGAUCACGCCUUUGCGUAGUGAAAAAGAGGCAAAAAAUAGUUCUUCCAGGAGUGACAAGUCCACCCCAAAUACCCAGCCUACAACAGCUGUGGAAACUCUACACUUACUUCUAAAUCAAUUGUCUGCCUUAGGCAAUUCUAAGGAGGAAAAUGUCAACUUCCUAUUAUCAAAUGCAAAGCAAGUCUUAUCAACAGCUGAGAGAAGACUUCCUUCAUCAGUAGAAAACCACCAAAUUCCGGACAUAAAGCCUAAUGUCAGUCAAAUGCAUGUAACGACAUUAAAUCGAACCUGUAUGGUAAGUCCUGACUCUUCAAAUCAGGAGGGAAAUUCCAAGUCACAUGACCAGAGUGUUGAAGAUCUUGUGAUGCUGAAUGAUAGAGUGGGUUGUGACGUUGACAUAGUUCCCUCAGAUGCCGUGGUGACAGUGAAGGAGGAAGUGAACACUGUAAAUAGGAAUGCGGGGCUACAAAACCAAAAAGAGGCUGAGGCUAUCAUCAUCAUAGAUGAUGAUGAUGAUGACUGAGGGCAUAUAAUGGUGAUUGUGAUGGCUGACCUGGUGCUAGUUUAACAGAGGAGCAGAAGGCCAGCAUCCUUGCAUCUAUAGCCUUUUUUAACUUCUGGGUCACAGUGGAAGGACUUAGACCUGUUGUUUCUGAUCAGUCCAUGUGUGUUAUACUCUGUUCAACAAGGUUAAAUCAUCGAUCACCAUGUUCAUCGUCGGAAACCCACGGUUGAUUACGCUUCGUUCCUCUCUCCAUCACCCGUGGGUCCAUUCAUACCUAUUCGCUCGUUCUCAUGAAUAAUUCAUGAGGCAAUUUCAUUGGGCGCUUUACGUAUACCCUGAGCGAAUUCGUCCAAUCAAAAAGACGCUUUUACUUUUGAUUUUGGAGUUGGGGUGAGUUUUAAUGAACUUAACACUCGUUUUGUCCCUUUAGGCGUUGACAGUUUGUCUUUAAGACUUCGAACACCUGUCAUAUCUUUCAACGUGGAUAACAGCUUAUCUCGUUCGUCUUUUAUGCUAAUUAAUUUAGUUUUCAGAUCGUUGUUGAGCUUUUGAACGCGGUUGAGCUUGUUGGCACAGGAAUUACAUGCAAAUCCUUUUAUGCUUGGAACGCACAUAAGUUUGUACACAUCCUUGUACUGUUCCUGACUCGUGGCUGACGAUAGAGACCUGUAUGAUCGGUCAGUGAUGGUCUUUUGGCAAAGCACGCAAUAUUUUACAGGCGCGGCCAUAUUUGCUGUGGUAGCAGUUAAGUAAUGCUACCUUUAAAAACAGAAGAGUUCCGUUAUUAUAACGAUUACUUUGAUUGGACAAUAUUUUUAGAUAUUAUUCAUGAGAACGAGCGAAUAGGUAUGAAUGGACCCACGGGUGAUGGAGAGAGGAACGAAGCGUAAUCAACCGUGGGUUUCCGACGAUGCACCAUGUUUUGUUCAAAUUUUUGUUGAAUUUUUCUUUCGUUUGUAAUUCAAGAUAUUGAAUUAAUUUGUUGUUCAUGGAGGAGGGCCUUCUCACACACCUUGUAUGUGUUUACCAAGACCUCAGCAGUGUUUAUUUUCUAUCGGGGCACUCCUUCCUGUUGUGUUAUGUAACUGCACCUGUUGUGUGUUUUCUUGUGUUUUAUGUAACUGCACCUGUUGUGUAUGUUUUCCUGUGUUUUAUGUAACUGCACCUGUAACAGUUGUGUAUGUUUUCCUGUUGUGUUAUGUAACUGCACCUGUUGUGUAUGUUUUCCUGUGUUUUAUGUAACUGCACCUGUAACAGUUGUGUGUGUUUUCCUGUGUUUUAUGUAACUGCACCUGUAACAGUUGUGUAUGUUUUCCUGUUGUGUUAUGUAACUGCACCUGUUGUGUGUUUUCUUGUGUUUUAUGUAACUGCACCUGUUGUGUAUGUUUUCCUGUGUUUUAUGUAACUGCACCUGUAACAGUUGUGUGUGUUUUCCUGUGUUUUAUGUAACUGCACCUGUAACAGUUGUGUAUGUUUUCCUGUUGUGUUAUGUAACUGCACCUGUUGUGUGUUUUCUUGUGUUUUAUGUAACUGCACCUGUUGUGUAUGUUUUCCUGUGUUUUAUGUAACUGCACCUGUUGUGUAUGUUUUCCUGUGUUUUUCUCUCAUUCAGUCACCAUCAAGCUCCUGUCAGAUGUUAAUAUGCAAUCAUCUAAAUGCAAGUCUAGAUGACUUAAAUUUUUAAAUACCUGUAGAUGUACAGUUUUAACAGAGACCAUAUAAGAGGGUACUUUAGCGAUUUAGCGAUUUUCUCAUAAAAAUGGGUACUAUAUAUAUUGUAUAUUUAGCGAGAGCUAAUUUUAGUGACUUUAUAAUUCCAAGAAAGAUAAGUAUGCGGAAUUAAUUGUUAGCGAUAUUCAAUUCUAACAAGGUCAACACCCUUGCUAAGAAUGCCAAAAUUAAAUCCACACUGAAAAUUCUGCUUUAACAGUGUGUGGUUAAUUUCUUCUAAAACUUCUGAAUUUUCUAUAAUCUUAUAGUAUCAACCUAAAGCAUUUUAGAUGAUUUUAUUAUAAUAUUUUAUGGUUGUAUUGUAUUUUAAAGGUUUGAGAAGAUGCGUUGGUUUUUUAUUUGAAAUAUUGUGAUGUUUGUUUCCAUAUUUGUACAGUGUUAUUGGACAGAGUCUAUCGAUUUUGUUAAUGAGGAAACCAAUAUUGGUGAAGACUGUUGUUAUUUUGAAAUACAUAUGCAUAAUAAUUUGGUAUUGAAUUGAAUUUUAAUUAUGCCUUUAGAGUAGUGUCUACAUCAUUUCUGCAUUUGAAGGGAAUUGGGCAGUGUAUAUAUAUAUGUAUAUUACAUUGUUAGAUAUAUAAGAUAGGAUACACAGCAAAACAUGGUUAUAGUGAACAUGCUUAUUAUAAUUCAUUAUAAUCAGUCAGUCAUUAUAAUAAUGACUGACUGAUUAUAAUGAAUGACUGAUUAAUGUACAAGACUUAUUGUAACGAAUGACUGAUUAUAAUGACUGACUGAUUAUAAUGAAUGACUGAUUAUAGUGACUGACUGAUUAUAAUGACUGACUAAUUAUAAUGAUUGACUAAUUAUAAUGACUGACUGAUUAUAAUGAAUGACUGAAUAGCUCAGCGGAUUUAACAAAACUCGGGUUAUAACACAGCAUUUCUGGCUUUUCACUAUAGCUGUGUUUUACUGUACCCAAAUAACGAUGAUGGUUGUUUUUAUCAAAUUGUUUUAAUCAAAAUGUUGUCGGUUGUAAACAAAUAUCAUGUAUAAGGCUUGUGCAUGUUACUGAGAGUUGCCUUCAGAUAGAAGGGCAUUUUUUUUUUAUUUUUGUAUGUUGACUAUGUCUCAAUAACUGAAAGAUUUUAAGAUAUUAGAUGAUGAAGCUUUCCAGUCCUGAUAAUAGAGAUCUAUUUCAUGUGACAGGCCUUGUUUUCACUAUAGUUACCAGUAUUAUAGAGAUCUAUCUCAUGUGACAGGCCUUGUUUUCACUAUAGUUACCGGUAUUAUAGAGAUCUAUCUCAUGUGACAGACCUUGUUUUCACUAUAGUUACCGGUAUUAUAGAGAUCUAUCUCAUGUGACAGGCCUUGUUUUCACUAUAGUUACCAGUAUUAUAGAGAUCUAUCUCAUGUGACAGGCCUUGUUUUCACUAGGUACUGGUAUUAUAGAGAUCUAUCUCAUGUGACAGGCCUUGUUCUCACUAUAGGUACCGGUAUUAUAGAGAUCUAUCUCAUGUGGCAGGCCUUGUUUUCACUAGGUACUGGUAUUAUAGAGAUCUAUCUCAUGUGACAGGCCUUGUUCUCACUAUAGGUACCGGUAUUAUAGAGAUCUAUCUCAUGUGGCAGGCCUUGUUUUCACUAGGUACUGGUAUUAUAGAGAUCUAUCUCAUGUGACAGGCCUUGUUUUCACUAUAGGUACCGGUAUUAUAGAGAUCUAUCUCAUGUGACAGGCCUUGUUUUCACUAUAGGUACCGGUAUUAUAUAGAUCUAUCUCAUGUGACAGGCCUUGUUUUCACUAUAGGUACUGGUAUUAUAGAGAUCUAUCUCAUGUGACAGGCCUUGUUUUCACUAGGUACUGGUAUUAUAGAGAUCUAUCUCAUGUGACAGGCCUUGUUUUCACUAGGUACUGGUAUUAUAGAGAUCUAUCUCAUGUGGCAGGCCUUGUUUUCACUAUAGGUACCGGUAUUAUAUAGAUCUAUCUCAUGUGACAGGCCUUGAUUUCACUAUAGGUACCGGUCUUAUAGAGAUCUAUCUCAUGUGACAGGCCUUGAUUUCACUAUAGGUACCGGUAUUAUAUAGAUCUAUCUCAUGUGACAGGCCUUGAUUUCACUAUAGGUACCGGUCUUAUAGAGAUCUAUCUCAUGUGACAGGCCUUGUUUUCACUAUAGGGACCGGUAUUAUAGAGAUCUAUCUCAUGUGACAGGCCUUGUUUUCACUAUAGUUACCAGUAUUAUAGAGAUCUAUCUCAUGUGACUGUCCUUGAUUUGACUAUAGGUACCGAUUUUAUGCGAUUAUUACUUAAGGACAGACAAAAUAAGCAUACUCUUUUCAAUAUUAAUCUUUUUAAAACUAUAGAGUCUGAUUUAAAAUGCUUGUACAUUUCCAUGAAAGGAAUAACAGUGUAUUUAUUAUUUUAAAAAGGAUUCACUUUCCAAGAAUCCUAAACCCAUUGUAACUAUAAAAUCCUGAUAAUUAUGAACAAAGAAGUAGAAUGAGAGUAACAUGUAGUUUAGGGUAUCAGAAAAUGGGAGACAUUUCAUCAAAUUAUCAGAAUAUGUUUUCCACUGUGUUCAAAUGAGAACAAAAAUUAUAUAGUUCAGUGUAAAUUUAGAAUAUUUUUGUUUGUCCUCCAUGGUUGUUUUCACGUUUGUUAUAAAUCCUACCUGUUGAAAUUAUACCACACCUGUGUUCAAUGAAGUUUGUCAUUUCCAUUUUGAUCAAGUCAACUGUCCAAUACUUAACUUGUACAUAUGUGUGUGUGUGUAGAUGCAUGCAUGUGCUUGUGUGCACGUGUACAGUGCUCACUAUUAUUAAUGUGAUUAAACAUGUUUAUAUGGACUAUUUUGAAAAAUAUUGCAUGCUUUCACUUUACACAAUGACUACUAGUUGUACAAUGAAAUUGACACUUGUUAAAAUGUCCAGUGAAAAUCAGUUGCUGACAUUAUGGCUUUUGGAUUUUUUUUUAAUGUUGAACUGCAUUAUAAACACAUCUUACCUUGUUUUACAAAUUCGUCUCACCGGAGUCAUUCAGGUGAUCUAUUGUUAUUGGUCUGUGUCUGCUGUCGUCUCACCGGAGUCACUCAGGUGAUCUAUUGUUAUUGGUCUGUGUCCGCUGUCGUCUCACCGGAGUCACUCAGGUGAUCUAUUGUUAUUGGUCUGUGUCCGCUGUCGUCUCACCGGAGUCACUCAGGUGAUCUAUUGUUAUUGGUCUGUGUCCGCUGUCGUCUCACAUGUGUUAACAAUUGAAUUUCUUUAACUUCUUGAUAAAAUAUACAUUCCAAUUUUUUGCAAAUGUGGUAUAAAGUAACUUUGGGACAAUGGGGACAUAUAUUGUAUAUUUCAGGACUCCUGCACCCCUAGGGCCUUAAGGGUGGGGCAAAUAUUUACCAAUUUUCAACAAUCGUGCGUCUGUAAAUGCAGAGUCUCGUAGAGCAGGAAGGCCUGUACCAAAAUUAUAAAUUUCUUGAUCCAUGGGGUAGAGUUUCUGACGCAAGGGCGGGGCCAAACUUUGCAAUAGUGUUUAUGAUUGUGUAAAAAAAAAAAAAAAAAAAAAAAAAAAAAAAUAUGAAACAAAAAAGAUUGUAAAAGGAGCAGGUAGCCCUUUACCAAAAUUGUUAAUUUCAUGAUCCCAGAGGUAGUGGUUUUGGUUCCAGGGUGCCAAAAUUAUCAUAGCGAUUAUUGUCUUCAUCAUUAUAAAGAAGGGGUAUAUCAAAAUUGCUAAUUUCGGAACCUUUGGUUUCUGACUAGAGCAGGUCCAAAUUAGUCAUAGUGUUGAUUUAGUAUAUUGUAUCACAUAAAAUCUUUCAUCAGUAUGGGCACUUUCAGGGGCAUUUGUGUUUAAUAAGAACACAUCUUGUUUUACUGCUGUUGAAUUAAGCUUAAUUAUAGAUAUGCAGAACAGGAAAAUUAUAGAAGUCAUGCAUAACCCUGGGGCUAGAGACACUGUGAACUAAUACUCGGGUAACAGUUAAAGGCAUUUAAUUGUUUAUUACUAAGGACGUAUACCGGUAAGGAGUAUGAGAACAAAUGAUAUAUUUUUUCAAGUGGUCGGUUUUCAAGAAACUAUUCUACUUAAUUCAUACUUACAUAGAUGGUGUAUCUAGGAUGUAAAGAACAAUUGAUACUCUGAAUGCUGCAUCUGAUCUACGUUUUCUGGAUGAUUGACCAGAUUAAAGGUUCUUUUAAGCACCCAUUCCUACGUACAUUGUAUUUCUCAAUAUCUAGAGCAUCUGAGUGAUGCAGAUUUGCAUGGGUAACUCUCAUUGCAGUUUUUUUAAUAUAUUUAAAUCUGUAUGAAAUCCUUUUCUUUUACGAAUUAAAAUGUAUGAUUCCUUUUCAUUAUUUUUUUUUUUCCCCAUUUGAUCAUGACCUCAUGAUUCAAAGUAUUUUCAUGCAUGCAGUUAUAAAUCAAUAGAUUUUAAUUAUGUCCAAUGUGUAUUGGAGCUAUUAAAUUGACAGCAUAAUUUCUGGGUUGUACACAUUCCUCUUUAGAGGAGACCUUGUGCAACAGUGAUAUCUGUAUGUCCAUCUACACAGGGUUUCUAUUCCAUGUGGCGAGGGUUUUGAUUUUCUUCAUUACAUGUAUUUGAAAAAAUUACAGGUUGUUUAACCUGCUCACUCUAGAGGAAAUAUUACAGAGUGAGUACAAUGGUUCUUCGGUCCCGCUCUUUUCACAGUUGUCAAGCUAAGGCCUUUAUAAACAACUUGAAGAUGUGCAUAUAUUGUAAGGAUUUUUAAUUCUAAACAAGCCAAAGUCUCUAUUUUGAUUGGAAAUAUUACAGGUUGUUGAACUUUGGGGAAAUUAUUUUUAACAGUAAGAGCUCUUGGUUUGUCUAUUAAUACUUCCUGUCGGAGGUUUUAAGCCUGGACCUAUAUACAUGUAUUCAUUAUAACAAUGCUAAAGAAAGUAUUACAUGUACAUUUGUAGUAAAAGAAAAAAAAAGUAUAGUAAAGUAUGCCACAACUUGUGAUGACUGAUACUACCUUCAGUAAAGUUCUACAACAUUUAUCAUCCAACAUAGCUUGUGAUGGGCGUAUUAUAUCCCAUUUAACACCCAACAUAGCUUGUGAUGGGCGUAUUAUAUCCCAUUUAACACCCAACAUAGCUUGUGAUGGGCGUAUUAUAUCCCAUUUAACACCCAACAUAGCUUGUGAUGGGUGUAUUAUGUCCCAUUUAACACCCAACAUAGCUUGUGAUGGGCGUAUUAUAUCCCAUUUAACACCCAACAUAGCUUGUGAUGGGUGUAUUAUGUCCCAUUUCCAGUACCUUUUUUUUUUUAGUAUUGACCAACAAAAAAACUAGCAAGAAUUAAACUAUAGAAAGUUUUGCAAUGAUAAGUCACUUACCAGAAAUUAGUUGUGUUGAAGAUGUAAAACUUGUUGCUAUUAUUAAUUUAGUUUUAGUUUUAUUACCAGAGGCCUGUACAUGCACUCAGAGUUUCAAUACAUUUUGAUUAUCUUGUAUAUCUUUUUGCAUCUUUUAUGUACAAAACACCACUGCAUUUGUUGUUGUUAAAGAUGUUAUUUAUGCAAUAUAAGAAUUACACUUUU
Messenger RNA from Ostrea edulis (European flat oyster), 9941 nucleotides. RefSeq names its product daf-12-interacting protein 1-like. The transcript is spliced from 7 exons. Bases 162 to 2735 code for a protein of 857 amino acids. The record is from RefSeq and is a predicted model, not a curated record. Lineage: Eukaryota; Metazoa; Mollusca; Bivalvia; Ostreida; Ostreidae.